AUGUCCUCUCGAGUAACUCUUGGACCUUACUCAGAUCAUCCACCCGGCCCGGUUGUUUUCACUCAAGAGCAGAUAAGAUGUCUUGAGGAGGCCGCAAUCUUUCUGCCCGAGCCUCAGCCGAAUACAUCGACUGAUACCAGUGGGAAGAGAAAAGUUUCAGCUGCAUUUAGUGCCCCCAGGUCGGUCUCGAAUUCAUUGACCUCGUCGUCCUCUUCUGCCUCCGUUACCACCCGUGGUUUCCAGUCUCAUGUCAUCCAAACCUUUGAAAUUCCAAUGGCAGAAGAAAGCGUCGAGGUACUUGAGUAUAUUGGAUUUAUACCCGAUGUUGCCAGACUGAUCUAUGAUCGAUAUUGCAACCGCCCAAGUCCAACCCAAAAUCCUGACGACCUAAUGACGUAUGUCUCCGGGCAUCUCGCCUCUCUUCACCUACGACAGUAUGAUGACAUGGGCCACCAAGAAGCACUCGCUCAUACCCUCGCUUACUGGGCUAAAGAUACUGUUGAAACCAGAUAUGCCGCUCUUCUUGGUCAACAGCAAGUACUCCAAAGCCAGGCAAACCAGCGCAUGGCUCAUAAAAGAAACAUGAGCGGCCGAGGACUGAGUCUAGACAUGAGCCCGGCCGACAUGAACAAGGCCCAUCCCAGCAGCAACCCGCGACAGCAACGAUUGAUAUGA
Penicillium bovifimosum is the source of this 675-nucleotide messenger RNA. RefSeq lists its product as uncharacterized. NCBI's taxonomy places the organism in Eukaryota, Fungi, Ascomycota, Eurotiomycetes, Eurotiales, Aspergillaceae. The coding region runs from base 1 to 675 and encodes 224 amino acids. The record is from RefSeq and is a predicted model, not a curated record. The transcript has 2 exons.